AUCCCGAAGCUAUAAAUGCUUUGGUUGCAACCCAUUUGGGUUAUUAACCCUCUACCCUUCACACAACUCAGGAUGAUGAAGUUGAUUUCCCUGCUUGUCGUUGCAGCAACUGCUCUAGCUGAUGUUCAGCAGGUGGAAACUGAACAACAGUUUGUUCAGGGAGUUCAGAGUGUGCAAGCUGAGAGAGCCCCUGAGCCUGCCCAAUACUACUAUCCACCCCAGCAGCAGUAUCAGCCCUACUCGAACCAAUUCCAACAUAGAAACGGAGAUGUUGGGUUUAGCGCCGGUGUUGGAACAGGUCCACUGGACUUCUCCCCCUUCCAUCCCACCAAUCUGAUCACCACAAUGAUCUACACCCUCGCAGUGUUGGCCCUUGUUAACCUUCUCCUUGGACUCAUCCCGGAGCCUGACUCUGCCGAGUCUAAAUCCGCGGACAUGGAACCGGAAGCACGUGGUCUCAACAUUGCGGACUUUGUGGUCGGCGCCAUUACAAAACUCGGGGAAAAAUACGAGUAAAUUUUUUGACAGAUGCGUUUCUUGCAUUAUUGUAAAUUGUUGGCAUUACCAGUAAAAUAUAAUUUAUUGUACAAAUAAUAUUUUGAAUUUGAAGAAUAUUCUUCUUUUCAACACUCGGCCGUUGUGACCAGUGAAGAUUGAAAUAAAAAUAUUGAAAUAAAUUUUUAAAUCUCCA
Eurytemora carolleeae is the source of this 691-nucleotide messenger RNA. RefSeq lists its product as uncharacterized. NCBI's taxonomy places the organism in Eukaryota, Metazoa, Arthropoda, Copepoda, Calanoida, Temoridae. Bases 16 to 516 code for a protein of 166 amino acids. The record is from RefSeq and is a predicted model, not a curated record. The transcript has 4 exons.